Molecule: messenger RNA, 1731 nt
Organism: Podarcis muralis (Common wall lizard)
Lineage: Eukaryota; Metazoa; Chordata; Lepidosauria; Squamata; Lacertidae
Source: RefSeq, a predicted model, not a curated record
ACCACCCGGGGGCACCCUAGUUCGAGAUCAGAGCCGGGCGCGCCCCAGCUCUAAUCGGAUUCCUGUCCUGGCACGGAUCCUCCCCUGCGUGGGCGUGGAAGCGCGCCUGCCCUCCCCUCCGAGACUUGCAAGCGCAGCCUCCGCGCGACAAGCGACGAGCCACGCGCCUCUCCGCCCGCCCAGGGGCGCUUCUUGCGCGGAUUCCCUCGUGGGUCGGAGCCGGGCUCCAUCCGGGCAGCUGCGCCCUCGGAGGGAAAGGGAGAGGCGGCUAAAAGCGCGCGGGCGCUGCGUCCUUGGAACCGGUUACGCAGCCAGCCGUUCGGGCGGUUCAAGGAGAAGCCGCAAAGAUAGCCUCUGGGCAUACGCAGAGCGCCUUUCCCUUCGCUCCUCCUCCGGCGCCGCCAUCUCCUGUCCUUCCGUCUAGCACGCGUUAUAGCUUUAUUUUUAAGGUUUUAUUGAAGGUUGGCAACGGUAGAGGACUCAAGGAAAGCCCAAAUAGACGCCGUGUCCCGUGGAGAGGGAGUCCUGGGCGUCCUUGUUGGUGGUACAGAAUAUUUUUUAAAAAGCAGCAAACAGGACAGAAUUCUCCCAGGCUUUGGCAACGCAUCACCCCGUGUCUCCGAUCUCAGCUCUUCCACGUCUUUAGGAUGCCGGAAGGUCCAGAAUUGUUCCUAAACAGCCGGUACAUCAACGAGGAGUGCGGGGGCCUCCUUUUCUCAGGUAAAGUGGAGAAGUCGGAAGUGAGCAAGAACCCGGAGGUGCCCUUUGAGAGCGACAGGUACCUGAUCUCGGCCGUGUCGAGGGGCAAGGAGCUGAGGCUCACCCUCACACCGCUCAAACAGGAGGGCCCCGCUCCGUCCAAAAGGCGGGUCUCUGCAGCCCGAGGGAAGCAGGCAGCUCAAGAGCCAAUGGAUAUCAUCUUCCGUUUUGGUAUGUCUGGCAACUUCAAAUUUGUCCCCGUGUCCGAGAUGCCAAAGCAUGCGCAUCUGCGCUUCUACACCCGAGGAAGCCCGCCCCGUGUCCUCUGCUUCGUGGACUUCCGUCGAUUUGGCCGAUGGGAGGUGAGCAGUUCCUGGCAGGUGGACCGAGGGCCCUGUGUGAUGCUGGAGUAUGAGAAGUUCAGGGAAAAUGUGCUGAGGAACCUCUCGGACAAGGCUUUUGACAAGCCCAUCUGCGAGGCUCUGCUAAACCAGAAGUUUUUCAACGGUGUUGGCAAUUACCUCCGGGCUGAGAUUCUCUACAGGUUGAAAAUCCCUCCCUUUGAGAAGGCACGGACUGUUCUGGAGGACCUGAAGCCCCAGGAACAGUCAUCUGGACUAACCUCUAGGAAAAAGGUGAAGCCGAAACAGGAGACCCCCGACCUGCUGGAGCUCUGUCACCUGGUGCCCAUGGAGGUUGUGAAUCUGGGUGGCAAAGGUUAUGAUCCCGUUAGGACGUCUGAUUACACCAUGUUCCUGGAGUGGACUCAGUGCUAUUUCGUCCCAGGCAUGCAGACCCUGCGUGAUGCCAACGGCAGGACUAUCUGGUUCCAGGGCACUCCUGGACCAAUGGCCCCAAAAGGUGAGUAUUGGGGGCUCCUUGGAUCACCUGUCAGUGAUUUCUCCUGGAUACCAAUACAUUGGGUGGCGAAGGGAGCAAAUAGUUUUUGAUCCAGCCUCUCACAGGGCUUGUUAAGUAAAGAUUUAGGCUUUUAUUAGUUUUCCACAUUUAUAACAAAUAUAACAUAUAAAA